Hymenoscyphus albidus is the source of this 874-nucleotide messenger RNA. The record is from the annotation of a GenBank genome assembly. NCBI's taxonomy places the organism in Eukaryota, Fungi, Ascomycota, Leotiomycetes, Helotiales, Helotiaceae.
GUAAUUCCCCCGCUUUCCUCAAUAUCUGAAAUCAUGGGGAAACGCUCACGCUCAUCUUCUGAACUCUCAGAGUCAGAAACUUCCAACACUGCUCAAGCAGUUCCUCAUUUCACAUCGUCAUUACCAUCUUCCUCUAAGAAACUUUCCAAGCUCGAUCCGGAAUUAUCGGAGAGCGACGGCGAGAAACCUGAAGGCCACAAAAUAACUAUGAGAUGCUCGUUACCCCCACAUAGAGAGACACUCUCGUUUCCAGAUCUCGAUAGUUUUGAAGUACACUACAAGAAAACGCAUUCUAACAGAUGUCUGGAGUGCCGAAGAAAUUUCCCUACUGAGCAUUUCCUGUCUUUACAUAUUCAAGAAAACCAUGAUGCAAUCACGGCGGUUCUUAGGGAGCGGGGUGAGAAGACGGUAGGUCCCUCUUUCUCCUGCACAUUCCAUGAGCCCUUACUGAUGAUUUCAGUACGCAUGCUUUGUUGAAGAUUGUGAUCGCGUGUGUUCUACCCCAGAAAAGCGCCGCUUGCAUCUGAUUGAUAAACACGCUUAUCCGAAGGAUUACGAUUUCGUAGUGGUGGACACUGGGGUAGAUAUGAGAAGCUCUAUGCUCAUUUCGGGAAGACAUCGCCGGAGGAGUCCAGCAACCCACAAGAAAGAAAUGGAAGACAGAGCGAAAAGAAGAAACUCGGCUUUGAAAACGUUCACAACCACGGAGAAAGAACAAACUGAAUCCAAAAGGGCCGCGGCUACCGAGAAGUCUUCUACUCAAAAGGAUCUUGAUAUGAAUGGGCUGACGAAUGCCAUGUCUUCCCUAAAAUUCAUUCCUACGAGUGUGAAAUUUGGUCGAGGUCGUGGCCGAGGAGGAUUUAGUAGGACAUGA